CAUUUCUGGUAAUUAUUUUUCUGUGUGUGAAGUUGUAUUCAUAACCUCAAAAAAUUGUUAUGGAAUUUGCGCGUUCACCAAAAAAUUCUGUGGCUCUUUUGUGAAAAAAAAGUGCUAAAUAUGCAGAAAAACAUGGAAAUUGGUGAGAAAACUCAUUCAGAGACCUCAUUCUUUGUGAAUGGAAUAAAUGUGGAGGAAAUUGUGGGGGUAUUUGAGGAGCUAAGGCGUGCAAAUGAAAAAGGAGACAAGGCGUCACAAGUGGAUGUUCUCGAGAGGAUACAGAAACAUCUGGGAAACAAGCACAUCUUCAAUGAGCUCAGCAGCGAAGGGAUUCACUUUGUUCUCGAUCAGAUUGUUCCAUUUUUGAGUUCUGAGGAUGGGAAUGUUUGCUGGGAAGCUCAGGGAACUCUGCAGAAGCUCUUGCUGUUUAUGCGAAAAACUCACGUCACCCCGGAGAUAAAGACUCUGGCAAUUACCAUGUCAAAGACAAUAAUUGCAAAGUUGGAGAAGAUGUGCGAUGAGGGGAAUUCUCGAUGGUAUGGGAUCUGGUGCCUGUGGAUACAAAUGCUAAUUAAAGUAUUAAUUCCCCCAAAGGAAUUCUCAUCCAUCAAUUGUGUCCUAAAAGUCGUGGAGAAGGCAUUCAAGAACAAAAAUAUUGACAUCCGGACGCAAUCUUUUAUUUGCUGGAAGACUUUCCUGGAGGUUCUCGUUGAGGAGGAUCAGUUGUUUGGGAAUAAAAUAAACCUCAUUUCAAUGCCACUCUGCUACACAACAUUCUUUAAUAAUCCCCUUGCUGAGAUUAAGUUCAACACUUGGUGGUACUUUCUUUGCCACACCAAAGGGAAAAUUCAGAAGGAGAACUACGUCAUUUUCAGUUCUUUCCUCAAGUUCUGCUUUGAACCCUACACUACAAUUCAAAAUGGACUAAUGAUAACGAAGACUACGUACGUAUCGCCAGGGAAGAAGAUUUCUGCUCUUCGUGUAAAAGUGAUUUGUGCCCUAAUUCACAUGUUAGGCCCUGCAAAUGAAGCCACAAAAGUUUCCUGGAAGAAGUGUGAUCUCCCCCAAGGAAUUGAGGGCAUAAUUGAUGAAAAUAUCUUCAGAGCCAUUGAGACGGAAGUAAUUUUGAGUUGUCAGGAAGCAACACUUAUGCUGAGAAUGUUCAGUGAUAUGCAAAGUCCCUUCAGUGUUUGUCGGAAUUUGUGGAAGAAUCUCAUGAGGUUGCUACCCAAGGAGGACACCCUCAAGUCCCUGAAGCUCCUCUGUGACGUGUUGAAUGUUUUCCGGAUGGAAUGUGAGAAGGAUUCCCGAGUGCAGUACUACCUGCAGAUUGUUCUUCAGGAAGUCACAUCAUUUGACUACGGGAAGUGCUUUGAUGCACCUGAACAGAAACUUCUUCUCCUCGAAAUCUUUCAGUGCCUCACGAACUUCCUCUUCAAUGCCCCACCGGAGAUUCUUUGGGUGGAAUUUCUCGAAGUAAUUGCCAAGUUCUUCUUCCAAAUCUGCAGCAAAUCAAAGCACGAAAAUAUGUAUGAGAACAUCUUGAAUAUCAUCGUGAAGGUGAAUGUGAGGCAGCUGAUGAAUCCACGGGCAUUCUACAUCUUCUUUGCGGCCUUUGCCAAGUACAUCCGGGCACACCAGAAGUUUCUUGAGCCAAAAGAGAAGCCCAAAUUCAGAGACACCGUCUGUGAGACCCUGUUCACAUGGGCCGCGGGGAACUACAGCCAAUACCCCUCAAAGAGUGAUUUUGUCAAAGAUUGGGGACCAAUUGGUGUUGAAAUUCAAACUCUCGGCAUUACAUCCUUGUUUGCCUUCAUUGCAGGGCAUCUGGGAAAGGCAGAAAAGGAAUUUUUACCCAUCUUCAAGUCACUACUUAAACAUGAUUCAGUUAAAACAAACAAAUCCGACGAAGAUUCCUUUGUGGAAAUCACCCCAAAGAGUACAAAAAUCAUGCCUUACAAAUCAAAUCUCCUGACUGAAUCACAAAAGGAUAAAAUGUACAAACGUGCUGAAGACAUUCCGGCUCUCUACAAUGAUCUCACGGGUGAUUCAAUGCCAGCACAUCCUGCCAUGUUGCAAUCUGAAUCCAAUUCCGUUGUUGAUGCAACACAAUCUUCUACAAGUACAAAUGAUCGUGAAGCAGCAAAGAAAUCACGAAUUUUGCGAGAAUUGGAGCGUCUCAAGACGGAUACAGUUGAGGGUCAGCGGGGUGUUCUUCCGUCGAGAUCUGAGCGGAGGAAGGCAAAGUCAAAAGAUAGGGAAAGUGAGGAGGGCAGUAGGACGAGGAAGAGAGUCUCAAAGGAUGGACGGGGGUCUUCAACAGAGAGUCGUGGAAGUUCAAAAGAUAGCCGGGAGACUUCGGUGGAACGACGGGGAACAUCAAAGGAUGUCCGGGAAGCAUCAAAAGACAGCCGAAAGUCCCUGAAAGGUAGGGAAGCUUCAAAAGACGAUCAGGAAGCUCAAAAUAAGCGUAAAGAAAACGUCUCGACGCCUAAAGUUUACAAAAAUUCAAACAAAACACAAAAUACGACAAUUUUGCGAAAAACCAGAAGGAAUUCAGUUGCAAAGGAGCCUGAGAAGGCAGAGAAAAAUCCUUCAGAGGUGGAAAAGAUUUCUUCAACAACAUCCAAAGCCACAGAAUCACCGUCAGAAAUUUCCAAAGUGAAUGGACAAGUACGAGGGGAGAAGAGAACCAUGAGGAGGUCUUCAGUUGAGGAUCAGGAAGAAGCUGAGAAUGACAGAGAUGGAGAAUUAUCGUUUUUGGGGAAAAUUUCAAAUACUCCCCCUAAGCUGGGGAAUCAACUGCAUGAUCACAUGUAUUCAAUGCAGAAGACACCACCCAAGAAGGCCAAGAUUACCUCAGCAACAAUUGAGGUGAAAGAUGAGGCUUUCGAGGAAUUUGUGAGUCAAAUGUUGCGAAGAGAAAUGGAAGGAACUAGCCAGGAUGAGACGGGAUGUGAGGAACAAGUAAAUAUUGACAAUGGGGACAUCAAUGAGAGAUCUCUGGAGCUGAAUUUGAGGGAACAAUCAGAGAAAACACCGGAAAAGAUGUGUUUGGAAGUUCCGCCGUCCAGCCAGCAGUCCGUUAAGUUAUUUGGGAGAGAACCAACGGGGACGCAAAAUCUCUUUUCGGACACACCUGAAGAAUCUCUGCGGAAUGCGCCACAAAAUGAUCUUUCUCACGCAGACACACAAGUUCAGACGCCCUUCGAUGAGGCUGCCAAUAAUUCUCUGUCUGAAUCAUUAAUUGUCAACAAGCAGACGCCUAUAGUGAUUGAUGAUGAUCUUCCGGAGAUUUUAAUUGAGGAUAACAAAGACAAUAUUGUGGAUUCUCAACAGGAUACAUUGAUUCAGUCGCAACAGGACACACUGAUUGAAUCUCAACAGAACACGGUGAUUUGUCCUCAACAAAAGAACCUCAAUGAAUCUCAAAAAGAGCGUGAGAAAUCUUCAAAUCCCAAUUCUCUUUUGAAAGCUAAAUACAGAGUUAUGCAAAAUACAGGCGAACAAACCCCCAAACACACUCCACUGCCCCGAGGAUGGAUUAAAGGGAAAGAAAGUCCGCAGGUGGAUCAUUCCACACCUGUUGGUUCACCCAAAUUCACAUCCAGAGCCGCCCAAAUGCUCUCUAUGACUGCCUCAAGCCCAUCCACAUCGAAGCAAGAGGAUUUGAGUGCGAAGAAACCACCUCUACCUACUGUCCAGAUACCAAAGGACUUCUUCCGCUUCUCAGCUGUUGCCCCACCGCUCGAUGCAACGCCUAAACUUGGGAUUCUCAAGAGGAAGAGGGAGACGAAUCUCAAUGAUUCCGAUAUGUCGUCAAAGAAACGACGAAUUCACUUCCAUGAUCCUCCUGUUACGCGGACAAAGGAGUACAUCCUGGAAGAGUCUGAGAAGGCAGAGAAGCUGAAAGUGAAUGCAUCGCCAAUCCCGAUAGCCACACAUCGUGCCAAUCUUCUCAUGGAUUCACCACCACAAGCUGAAUCCGGUGAGAAUGAUGGGAAUGAUAGUGAUUGGGAAGAUUUAGAUGAGGAUGUGCCUGUUAAUCCCAUCCCCUUGAGCGUUCCUCCUGACUCACAUCCCAAGGUAAGUGCGACAAUUGUAAAACCUCUGAGGCAGUAUGGGCCGAAAAAGAAGGAGAAACAUUUGAAGAUUGCCACGGAGCCCAGUGGUAUUGAUGCUGGAGAGAGCAGCUCAUCGGGGAUUGAGGAGAGUGAUAAAACGCCUGAUCGUACAGAAGAGAGGGAGGAAAGUAAAUUGUUCUUCUACAGCGAUCAAGAGGCAUUCCAGUAUGUUUAUGACAAUAUGAAGGAUAAAUUUCUCGAUGCAAUCCUCGAGGAAGCAAAUGAGUCUCCCAUGCAGUUCAUUCAGCAACUUCUUUGCCUCAAGAAAUUCAAGGAGAAGGUACAUUCAUUGAGUUCAGUAGAGACUAUUGAACUCAUGAUGAAUGGUAUUCUGCAAUUCUUGAAAAAUUAAUUUUGUAACGAAAUCCGAUAAAUGUAAAUACAAUGAAGUUUUUACAAAGA
Lutzomyia longipalpis is the source of this 4526-nucleotide messenger RNA. RefSeq lists its product as uncharacterized. NCBI's taxonomy places the organism in Eukaryota, Metazoa, Arthropoda, Insecta, Diptera, Psychodidae. The coding region runs from base 121 to 4476 and encodes 1451 amino acids. The record is from RefSeq and is a predicted model, not a curated record. Gene Ontology annotation, biological process: telomere maintenance. Gene Ontology annotation, cellular component: nucleus. The transcript has 6 exons.